CAUUCUGCAUUUGAUUUUCUUUGUCUGAACCAAACAAGGAACCGAAACCUGGACUGUCAAAGUCAGAGGCUAAUACUAUCUUCAUAAGCAUCAUGACUAUGGCGCGAUUUGAAAAAUGGAAAUAGUGUCUGGUUUUGUAUCUUUCACUGUAUCCAAGGUUUUGCAGCUCUCCAGAAUUUCUCAACACAAGAAUGCACAAGCCACCAAAAAGAUGGAAGAGAAAGCACUAGAAGUUUAUGACGUGAUUCGUACUAUUCGGGACCCAGAGAAACCAAACACACUGGAAGAGCUGGAUGUGGUGUCUGAGAAAUGCGUUGAGGUCGAAGACCUAGGCGACGAGGAAUAUCUUAUCAUUAUCAGAUUCACCCCGACAGUACCCCACUGCUCAUUAGCAACGUUGAUUGGUCUUUGUUUACGAGUCAAACUCCAGAGAUGUUUGCCCUUUAAACACAAGUUGGAAAUUUACAUUUCUGAAGGAGCGCACUCUACAGAGGAAGAUAUUAAUAAACAGAUCAAUGACAAGGAGAGGGUGGCAGCGGCCAUGGAGAACCCAAACCUGCGGGAGAUUGUGGAACAGUGUGUCACUGAGCCCGAUGACUGAGUGGGACCACACCACGGCUGACUUGGACCAGAACCGCUGUGUUUGAGGGGCCCUGCGGAGAGCUCUCUUUCAGUUAGCAACGGGAGAGUGAGGCUUCAUGAACCUCGAGAUAUGUUACCCCGGAGCUGCUGAUUUGAACCAAUCAUAGUGGUUUAGCCUCACAUUCUCAUCUCUGCUUUCAGUAGUUGACCAUUCUGUUUUACACACAUAUGUGCGUCUUUAUGCAGAAACCUUGAAAUGACUGAAAUUUGAACAAAAAAUGUAAUUCCUCAAUCUUCAGUUUUCUUGCUGGAAAAUAAACCCUGGUUUGUAUAUUGUCAUAAAAUCA
Messenger RNA from Anguilla rostrata (American eel), 929 nucleotides. RefSeq names its product cytosolic iron-sulfur assembly component 2A (gene ciao2a). The transcript has 5 exons. Lineage: Eukaryota; Metazoa; Chordata; Actinopteri; Anguilliformes; Anguillidae. The coding region runs from base 116 to 601 and encodes 161 amino acids. The record is from RefSeq and is a predicted model, not a curated record.